This is a messenger RNA of Orycteropus afer afer, 939 nucleotides long. Its product is annotated as olfactory receptor 5P3-like. The transcript has a single exon. The record is from RefSeq and is a predicted model, not a curated record. NCBI's taxonomy places the organism in Eukaryota, Metazoa, Chordata, Mammalia, Tubulidentata, Orycteropodidae. Gene Ontology annotation, biological process: sensory perception of smell; G protein-coupled receptor signaling pathway. Gene Ontology annotation, molecular function: odorant binding; G protein-coupled receptor activity; olfactory receptor activity. Bases 1 to 939 code for a protein of 312 amino acids. Gene Ontology annotation, cellular component: membrane.
AUGGAAACUAGAAAUUAUACAACUAUAACAGAGUUCUUUAUUUUGGGGUUAACAGAAGAUCCUACAGCUUGUGUCAUUUUAUUUGUUGUGUUUCUAGGAAUCUAUGUUGUCACUUUAAUGGGAAAUAUCAGCAUAAUCUGGCUAAUUAGAAGCAGUCUUCAGCUUCAUACUCCCAUGUACCUUUUUCUCUAUCCUUUGGCUCUUGUAGACAUUGGGUCCUCUUCAUCUGUCACUCCUGUCAUGCUGAUGAGCUUCUUGAAGGAGCAACCUUCUCUCCCUGUUGCUGGCUGUGUAGCUCAACUCUGUUCUGUGGUCACGUUCGGGACAGCUGAGUGCUUCCUGCUGGCUGCCAUGGCCUAUGAUCGCUAUGUGGCCAUCUGCUCACCUCUGCUCUAUUCCACUCACAUGUCCCCCAGGAUCUGUAUUCUCUUAGCGGGGACAUCUUAUCUAGGUGGGUGUGUGAAUGCUUGGACAUUUACUAGCUGUUUAUUAAGUCUGUCCUUUUGUGGGCCAAAUAAAGUCAAUCACUUUUUCUGUGACUAUUCACCACUUCUGAAGCUUUCUUGUUCUCAUGAUUCUAAUUCUGAAAUCAUUCCAGCCAUCUCUUCUGGCUCCAUCAUUGUGCUUACAAUGUUUAUCAUAGGUGUCUCAUAUGUCUACAUCCUCAUCACUGUCCUAAGGAUGCGCUCCAGCAAGGGCCGUCACAAGGCCUUCUCCACAUGCACCUCCCACCUUACUGCAGUCACUCUGUUCUACGGGUCCAUUACUUUCAUUUAUGUGAUGCCUAAGUCCACCUACUCAACUGACCAGAACAAGGUGGUGUCUGUGUUUUACACAGUGGUGAUCCCCAUGUUGAACCCCCUUAUUUACAGUCUGAGGAAUAAGGAGGUAAAAGAGGCGAUGAGAAAAUUGAUGGCUAGAACACAGUGGUGGUAUUGA